Cervus elaphus (red deer) is the source of this 1978-nucleotide messenger RNA. It is a transcript of the gene ATP6V1C2, whose product is annotated as ATPase H+ transporting V1 subunit C2. Gene Ontology annotation, molecular function: proton-transporting ATPase activity, rotational mechanism. NCBI's taxonomy places the organism in Eukaryota, Metazoa, Chordata, Mammalia, Artiodactyla, Cervidae. Gene Ontology annotation, cellular component: vacuolar proton-transporting V-type ATPase, V1 domain; lysosomal membrane. The transcript is spliced from 16 exons. Gene Ontology annotation, biological process: proton transmembrane transport. The record is from RefSeq and is a predicted model, not a curated record. The coding region runs from base 475 to 1788 and encodes 437 amino acids.
ACCUGCCAGUCCCAGCUCUACAAUAGGAUUGCAGGGCCAUCCUGCCCUGACUUUAAAAGUCACCUUUCCGUCCUGCAUCUGGGGUUCUUACGCUUUAGGCUUCUUUCCAGAGGUCUGAGAGCAUACCCUGUAGCAGGUGGCCAGUCUGGCUAACUUCAUGCGGCAAGGGGGAGUCCACACUCAGGGACGCAACUGAAACUUCUUCAACAUCCUCUCCCUCCUAAAAAAUAAUUUAGAGAUUUUAAUCUUUCCCAGAAACCACUGAAAAUAUCCGCGAAAAAGGAUGCACUAAAGUUUCCUCCUAGCCUCCAGAGAAAAUGGAUUCUUAGAGUCACUGCGAUUACAAAGGCGGUCAAGUCCGGUGGGCGCGCCCUGAGGUGGAGAGUUUCCUUGGCAACCGAGUGCAAGCUCACACCCACGUCCAGAGGAAGACUGUUCCUCUGCGCAGCAGCUGGAUCAAAGAAGACUGGAAACAUGUCGGAGUUUUGGUUAAUUUCUGCCCCGGGAGAUAAGGAAAAUUUACAAGCCCUGGAGAGGAUGAACACAGUUACCGCCAAGUCCAACCUGUCUUAUAACACCAAAUUCACAAUUCCUGACUUCAAGGUGGGGACCUUGGAUUCCCUUGUCGGCCUCUCUGAUGAGCUGGCGAAGCUCGAUAUCUUUGCUGAAAGUCUCAUAAGGAGAAUGGCCCAGAGCGUGGUGGAAGUGAUGGAAGACGCCAAGGGGAAGGUCCAGGAGAACCUUCUGGCCAACGGAGGUUUGAAAGAAAAAAUGAAGUGUUUAAAGAUUGACCUAACGUCCUUUGUGACCCACUUCGAAUGGGACAUGGCCAAAUAUCCUGCAAAGCAGCCGCUGGUGAGCGUGGUGGACACUCUGGCAAAGCAACUGGCACAGAUCGAGACAGACCUGAAGUCCCGAACGGCUGCCUAUAACACUCUGAAGACAAACCUAGAGAAUCUGGAGAAGAAAUCCAUGGGAAACCUCUUCACUCGGACCCUGAGCGACAUUGUGAGCAAAGAAGACUUUGUGCUGGAUUCCGAGUACCUGAUCACACUGUUGGUCAUUGUCCCCAAACCAAGUUACGUACAAUGGCAGAAAACCUACGAAUCCCUCUCAGACAUGGUCGUCCCACGGUCAACCAAGUUGAUCGCUGAGGACAAGGAGGGCGGCCUCUUCACCGUGACUCUGUUUCGAAAAGUGAUCGAUGAUUUCAAAACCAAAGCCAAAGAGAAUAAGUUCACUGUACGAGAAUUUUACUAUGAUGAAAAAGAAAUUAAAAGGGAAAGGGAAGAGAUGACCCGAUUGCUGUCGGAUAAGAAGCAACAAUAUCAAACUUCCUGUGUUGCUCUUAAAAAGGGAUCAUCCACCUUCCCGGACCACAAGGUUAAGGUAACCCCGCUAGGGAACCCCGAUAGGCCCACUGCGGGGCAGAGCGACAGAGAGAGAGAGAGUGAGGGCGAGGGUGAGGGCCCGCUGCUGCGAUGGCUCAAGGUCAACUUCAGCGAAGCCUUUAUUGCCUGGAUCCACAUCAAGGCGCUGAGAGUGUUUGUGGAGUCUGUGCUCAGGUAUGGACUGCCAGUGAACUUCCAGGCGGUUCUCCUCCAGCCUCAUAAGAAGUCAUGCACCAAACGUUUACGAGAGGUUCUGAACUCCGUCUUCAGGCAUCUGGAUGAAGUUGCAGCUGCAAGUAUAUUGGAUGCAUCCGUGGAGAUCCCUGGACUCCAACUCAGCACCCAAGACUACUUUCCUUACGUCUACUUCCACAUCGACCUUAGUCUUCUCGAUUAGAAAGAUGAGCUGGUGCCGCUAAACUUGAGUAUUCGUGCGAACUACUACAGAUGCUUCCUUCCUUUAGCCAGAGAACAAUUUUAAGUAUCCUACAGAAUUUAGAUUUUUAGAGAAAUUGCUCACGAAGAUUAGUGACAGUUGUAUUUAUUUUUUGUAAGUUACAAUAAAGAAAUGUUCUCAGUCCUUUGAA